Megachile rotundata (alfalfa leafcutting bee) is the source of this 3053-nucleotide messenger RNA. RefSeq names its product outer dynein arm-docking complex subunit 4. NCBI's taxonomy places the organism in Eukaryota, Metazoa, Arthropoda, Insecta, Hymenoptera, Megachilidae. The record is from RefSeq and is a predicted model, not a curated record. Gene Ontology annotation, molecular function: protein binding.
GUAGGUACAAUUAUACAGAAACGGAGAAAGGAGAUAGUAUAAAGCUUUGAAACGAAACACGACGUCGAGGGGAUCGAAGGAGAAAUGUAUUCGUACAAAAAUAAAAAUUCAUAUCUCGAAAAAUGUCCGUAUAUGCGGGACAAAAUAAGUUUCUAAAAAAAUAAUGCAACCGUGUAUCGCGAGUCGCAAUUUUCGAGAGAAAAGAAGAGCAAUAUUCUCGUCGUUCGAAUUUCACGGAUAAAACCGUGCGGCCAAAAAUCGAUGUGAAAUUCAUAAAAAUGUGAAGAAGAAACGAAAUUCAGUCUCCAGACAAGGGUGCAAAAUUGAUGAGUGACCUAUUGAACUCUCCGGGCUGAUUUUUCCGACCUCUCCGAUCGUAUAUUUCUCAGGGAGACAGGUUAGUAUUACUCUUCUUAAUUUUCAUCUUCCUCACAAAUUUUCGUUCACUGUUCAGCCAAGGAAAAUGGCCAGGAAGGACGAUGAGCUCGAGUUCUUCAGGGCCGGUAUAGUUUACCGGGAAACUGGAUACUGGUUGACUACUCUCGAAAGACCGUACACCAGCGAGGCUUACUUCGAGAAGGCGAUCGAGCAGGGCCAAGAAAAUGAUCUCAGAACGUAUCUCGGUUAUUGCAAGGCGUUGCUCAAGUUCGCCAGAUACGUGAUGGCGAUGGAAGCUGCUGAAAAGUGCAGGGAAAUAGAUCCAGCGUACUCCCACGUGCGGCAUAUGGUGGUCCAGACGUUAUUCUACAUCGGUGAAUUCGAGUACAGCUUAGUGCACGCCCAUCAGGGCUUCCAGAAGUAUCCGACCACCUUCUUCGAGCAUGGAAUAUGUCAAGGAAACGAGACCAUCGAGAACUGCGUGGGUAGAAACACCUCGCCCAAAGCGCUCCGGCUUAUUUCCCAUUGGAUAAAGGAACUCGAGGAACACCGGAAGCUAAUGAUCGAGAAGCUUAAGGAGGAAGUGGACGAGCUUGCCGGCUUCGAGGAGGAGAAUUCCAAGUUCAAAGUAAACGAUCCAGAAGCUCAGGCAGAGGCAGAGUUCAGAAAGAUGCAGAGAGUGAUCGGGAAGAUCUACCUGAGUUACUUGGCCCACGACAAGGAGUUUCUGCAGGAAAUGGCCGAGAAUCCUGACAUAUUGCAACCACCUAAUCAACGUUUGGUCGACAAGUUGCGUUCGGUGGCGACGAUAAAUUACACGAAAGCGUUGCGUAGACAAAACAUCCUGCGUAUGCGUCGACCCCUUUAUGUAAUGCUUUUCAAGCGAAGAAACAUACCGAAGGGCUAUAGGAUGAUGAUGCAGGAGGAAAAGAGGUUGCGCAGGAAUCUGAUCGUCAUCGAAGCGGACUUUCUGUUGAGGCGUUUACACGACACGAGGAUGCGCAAAGAAUAUACUACAUUUUUUAGAAUGGUAGAUCGCGUGAAAGACAAGUUCGACUCGUACAGUCUGAAAAUGUUCCCGUUGAAGCAGAAGUGUUUGAACGCGAUCUACAACAUGGUCGCCUGGGUGUACAUAGACGUUCGAGAUUUAUCCAGCUUACCGAACAACCAGCUCAGAAAGAUAUACCUGAAGCACCAGCUGGGAAUACGCGUGGCCGAACUGCCGAGGGACUGCGACAUCGCCUGGGUGAAGGCCCUCAACCGCAAACAGGCUCUCCGAGUUUUUCGCAGGCGAUUAGCGAUGGCCUCGGAACCUUUGGAGCUGGCUUGGCUGUUCCACGAGUUGUCCAAGUACCUGAUCGAAAUCCGUCGCUACGACCUCGCCAGGUUUUACACGAAAAAGUCCCGCAAGAACGGCCAAGAAGCGGACAGCGAGCAGUGGGUGUUGAACACGCAUCACUUGUUACUUCGCAUCGAGAUCAGCCAGAAUUACCGCACCGAGGCGAAAGAGGUUGCCCUGAAAGCGCUGUCCAGCUCGAAGAAAUUGGGUUUCGAUUUUCUGGUGGAUUUUUACACGAACGCGAUCAACGUGAUCGACGAGAUGGACACCGAUAAGCCGAUCGAUUCGGAUGCCAUCAGCGCCAGGCAACAGUUGAUCCUCGAUCUGAUGCCCGAAGACAUGAAGUCCGAAGUGGAUUAUCUCUGGAGAAGGAUGGAGGCUGUGCCUGCGAAACGUAGAUUAUCCGUGAUGCCAGGCUGUAAGCCCGUUGAUAGAAACUUCAAACUACCGUCGAAGAGGAUGACCAUCCAAUCCACUCCUACGAAGGAUCUCGCGAAGGAGACCAGGAGGGUUUUCCUCCAAGAGUUCGCACGAACCGAGGAGAGACCGGGAUUCGUCGAUUUUGAUGAAUACGAAUGACCGGGAAAUUGAGCUUUUGUCGGGCUGGAAGCUGGUCGAGGUACGCUCGGUAAGAUUGCGGACCUCUGGAAAUUUUAUAGGGUGCUUCGAGUAUUGCCACUUUCGAAACUUCUCCAACUUGUUCAGGUUGCAGAAUUCUUAAGUUCAAUAGCUCUUCACAAUUUUUCAACUACCUAAUUUUUCAAGUGGCCAGAUUCUAAUCGUCGAGUUCUUAUACUUGGAAACUUUUAAACCAAUAUCCUCAAAUCUCUAUCAAUCAAUAUCAAUAUAAUAUAAAUCACUGAUAUCCGUGACAUUGUCCUUGUACAUAUAAAACCCACUUAACGAAAGAGAAAGUUCGGUGAAUACGAAUGACGAAGAAUGUUCGAGGAAAGUUUCGGAAAGAGUCUCGUUGACUCGAACGAGCGAUCAAUCCUUGUUAAACUGGAUCAUACGAGCUCCUUCGAACAGUGGAUCUCAUAUAUCCUUCAUUUAAAGUUUCGGAACUUCGAACGAGUAGCUUUCAAGUUCGCAGAACUUGCGUUAAGUUUCGGUGGGAGGAAAAUGGUGUUCCCUCGUUCUUCGACGGAUAAUCGUGAUGUGUGAUCGUUGUUGCAGUUGAUUUCACGGAAAUGAUUCGACUAAUGGAAUGAUACGAAACGUCUUCGCUGCGAUCUGACAUUGAUGAAACGUUGCAGUGGAUUUAAAUUUGGAACGAUGUCUAUCCUUGUAAAAAUUGUACAGAACUCGUGUAUAUAAAUUUUUAAACGCUGGCUGU